This is a messenger RNA of Pseudomassariella vexata, 1122 nucleotides long. RefSeq lists its product as uncharacterized. Lineage: Eukaryota; Fungi; Ascomycota; Sordariomycetes; Amphisphaeriales; Pseudomassariaceae. The coding region runs from base 1 to 1122 and encodes 373 amino acids. Gene Ontology annotation, molecular function: dioxygenase activity. The record is from RefSeq and is a predicted model, not a curated record. The transcript is spliced from 4 exons.
AUGAAGAGAAUUAGUGGCGCCGUCUUCUCGUCCAGCGGAGAGACUAUCCCGUUAAUCGACAUUGGACCAUCAUUCAGCGACGAUGCAUCCGCCAAGGAAGCGGUGGCCGCGGAUAUUGGAAAGGCUUGCCGCGAGAUCGGCUUCUUCCAGAUUACGAACCACGGAAUCAGUUCGCAGGCCAGACAAGGAGUGAUGGAACAAGCUAGACGCUUCUUUCAUGACUUGCCGCAAGCGAAGAAAGACGCACUCCAUAUAAAAUACUCCAAGCUGAUGAGGGGAUACGAGCCGAGUGGGGUUUCUAAUGUCAAUCCGGAUGAUUGGAAGGGGCAAGACGGGGAGGGCAAGGAGACGAAGGAAGCUUAUAACUGGGGAUACGAACCAGGCCUUGAUGCGACGGGAGGCGAUGGGAACUAUGUUGAGCUCGACUUGGAGCCGUAUCCCAAGGGGGCAAACGUGUGGCCAAGCGAUGAAGACUUGCCGGGCCUCUUCGAUGCAAUUAGGCAGUAUCAUUCUGAGGUCCUCACACUUGCCCGGCAUCUGGCUGGCCUCUUCGCUCUUUCCCUUGACCUACCAGAAUCCCACUUCGACAAGAUGAUGACGCAUCCAGGCACAAUCGCCAGGCUGCUCUACUACCCUCCGCAAAAGCCCAAAAAGGCCACUGCUCAGGAUGAAGAGAUUGGUCUCGGUGCACACACAGAUUACGAGUGUUUCACCCUCCUGUUCUCCUCCGAAACACCGGGUCUCGAAGUUCUGUCGCCUAACCCUGACGAAAACGGAAGGCCGAAAUGGAUCUCGGCCCCGGCGCAUCAAGAUUGCUUCACCGUUAACAUUGCAGAUUUCUUCGAGCGCUGGACCAACGGGCUUUACAAGAGCACUGUCAGGGUACGGCUAGGCCGAAGGCAAUACACUGUCCACAGAGUAGUUAAUCGCAGUCCGGACAAGGAGAGGUACAGCGUGCCUUUCUUCUUCUCCAUUAAUUAUGACGAGAUGGUGUCUACGUUGCCGACGUGCAUCUCUGAGGACAACCCGUCGAGGUUCAAUGAUAUUCAGGCAGGCCCGUAUACGUUGGAGAGGUUGAGGGCUACGUUAAAGGAUGCUGCUGAUGAAUACCACAAGAAAUAG